AUGCGUGACUCGCAGCUGCCUAGCGCGGAUGCGCCGCUCAUCGCCGGCUUCGACUUCGAACAGGACGCGGCCUUCGACAAACUGCUUAACGCCUACAGCAACUUCGGCUUCCAGGCCACGCACCUCGGCCGCGCUGCGCACAUCCUCAAUCAGAUGCUCAGCUGGCGCCUCGCCGAUGAGCCGCUAACCCCCGAAGAGCUGCGCGAGCUUCAAGUCCGCCCAGAGCUAAACGACGCGCCGCUCGAGCAGCUGCGAAGCUGUGCGCCCGAAGAUUUCUCUUGGGCUGCCCCUGCGGUGCGCGCCAACACACGUGCGACGAUCUUCCUUUCGUUCACCAGCAACAUGGUCACCAGCGGUUUGCGCGAGUGUUUCGUGUUCCUCGCGAAACACCGGCUCGUCGACUGCAUCGUGACCACUGCUGGCGGCAUUGAGGAAGACUUCAUCCGCUGCUUCGGGAACUUCAUAGUCGGCGACUUUCACAAAGUUCGCGGCGAUGAUCUGCGCAGCAUAGGCUGGAACCGCACUGGCAACAUCUACGUCCCCAACGAUAAUUACGUGAAGUUUGAGCGCUGGAUUUUACCGAUUUUCGACGAAAUGCUGGAGCUGCAAGAGUCGCAAAACGUCAACUGGACGCCAAGCAAGAUCAUUCGACUGCUAGGCGAGAAAAUCGAGAACGAAGAAAGUCUUUACUAUUGGUGCGCCAAAAACGACAUCCCCGUCUUCUGUCCCGCGCUCACCGACGGCUCUCUCGGCGACUGCCUUUUCUUCCACUACAAAAGCCGCGAGCGUCGGCUGCGCAUCGACAUCGUUGAGGACAUCAUCUUAAUGAACCAAAACGCACUUGUUGCGAAGAAGUCCGGUGUGAUCAUUCUCGGUGGCGGGCUGCCGAAGCAUCAUGUCUGCAACGCGAACCUCAUGCGUAACGGGGCCGACUUUGCGGUCUACAUCAACACCGCAAUGGAGUACGACGGCUGCGACUCCGGUGCGUCGCCCGACGAGGCGCACAGCUGGGGCAAACUGGCGGCCCAGUGCUGCGAUAUCAAGGUUCAUUGCGACGCCACCAUCGCGCUCCCAUUGCUCGUUGUCGCUGUCAUGCAAUGGGAUCGCAAAGCAACUCAACCGAAAAUUUGCGCUGCAACUCGAACUUGA
This is a messenger RNA of Dermatophagoides pteronyssinus (European house dust mite), 1149 nucleotides long. Its product is annotated as homospermidine synthase 2-like. Lineage: Eukaryota; Metazoa; Arthropoda; Arachnida; Sarcoptiformes; Pyroglyphidae. The record is from RefSeq and is a predicted model, not a curated record.